Messenger RNA from Xyrichtys novacula (pearly razorfish), 26306 nucleotides. The record is from the annotation of a GenBank genome assembly. NCBI's taxonomy places the organism in Eukaryota, Metazoa, Chordata, Actinopteri, Labriformes, Labridae.
AUGGUGGCGUCAGUGUGUUUUCUGCAAUCAACUGGAUUAUUUCUGUCUGUUUUAGCCCAAAAGCGGUGAAAGAUCAAAAUGGUGAAUUUCAAACCAUGGAGAGUAGCAUAAAAAAAUCCCCAGUCCCAAUUUAUAAGGUCAUAUGAUACAGAUAUAGCCAUCCUUGAUAGAACAUUUCGAAGAAGAGUCUCUGCAUAUAUUACCUGACUUAAACAAUUUAUGGAUGUACUGUUAACUUUACUCCAAAACCCUGAAUUUCAUUAAAAUUAAUGGAACAUUUUCCAUAAAGUCAUGUCCACAGCUCUAUUUAAAAAUAAGACAGUCAGAUACCUGGUCAGAUUUAGAACAAUUAAUUGUUUGUUUGUGAUUUAAAUAUAUUUUUUAUAUCUAAACAGAGCAAUAUUGAGUAUUUUUUUCUGCAUGGUCAAAUCAACCAGUGGAUAAAAGGAAAGCACUCUUACUCUUAUUACUUCGAGCGCUCUGUCUAUGAUAUACAAUUGAAGUGCUUGACUUCUGCUUCUAAGAAGAAUUGUCGAUCUGAUCCAUUCAUCUAAUUCCUGUGACCUGUGACUCUCUUGUUUCUCAGUAUGGAUAUGUGGCGCCAUCAUGUGCUGAAGAUGUGAAAUGCAGGAAUAAGAGACUGAGCGCACCACUGCAAAAAACACAAAAGUUUAACAAGAUUGUUUCUCAGUCGUUUUCAGUCAUAUACAAAAUACAGAGACUGAUGGUUUAGAAGAUAGUAAGGUGUUAAAACUGCUGAAGAAAAACCCAUCAGUAUUUGUAAUGCCCAAAUAGUUGAUGCAUAAAAGCUUCACACUGUGAGCUUUAAUGUGUUUGUGCCAUCCAUAGUACCUUUGAGCUAAAUGUACUGUAUAUAUGAAUUAAUGGAUUUUUAUACACUCUGAAUUCUUGCUGAAUGUAUAGAAUAUAGACAUCUAUGUGUAUACAGUGUAUACAUAAACACUGAGUGUAUGAUAACAAGGUCAUCUAGUACCUUACCCAUUCAAUACGUGUCCUUUGGCUCUCUGUAUUCAUUCUUUACCUAUUGGUUCUUGUUCAUGUAAAGAGCAUAAACCUUCACUCACUGUAAAGAGCUAUAUUUACCCAUUAAAUAGUUAUCCACUUACACCAGAGUAAUGUAACAAAAACAGUUUUUAUCCUCUUUAUUUAUCUACAGAUUACAACAUUUCACUUACUGUAUGUCUUUCAGUGUAUGGGUAUGUGUGUAUAUUUAUAUAUAAGGAAUGUCUGUUUAAGGAAUCCUGCACAGCCACUUUGGGACCUGGAGGGUAUUUAACAGAGCACAUUCAGUUGCAGGCUGAUUACACAUGUGCAGGACUGGAUGAUACAAAAAGUUCUUCCUCAUGGCUUCCACCAGACCAGUCAAGAGAAGGAACAUUGACAGUAAUAUGCAGGCACAUACAGGAAGAGUUGUUCAUCCUUUUUGUUAAACAUGCAACUGUGUUUACAAGUUGCUAAUACUUUUGCUGUUUCUAUGAUUCUGUUAAUUAUUUUAGGAGUAGGGGAGAGUGGGGUAAGAUGAGCCAUUUUUCAUAUUUCGGAUCACUACAUCAAGUCAAUCACAGUUUUGUCUCUAACUAGUGUAUCUGCAUAUAUGUCAAGAUGUUGUGCAUCCCUGCAAACCAAAAGAAUGAGUGUAAACAUAACUGUCUUGACAAUAGAGCAUACCAAAAAAAGUGGUCUCCUAUGGUCAACUUACCCCGUGUAUGGGGUAAGUUGACCAUAGGAGCAGAGUAAGUUGAGCUUUAUCCCUACGAACCCCCCUGACUCUCCACCCCAUCCCUCCCUCACCUUCUCUCUCCCUUUUUUUAUUAUUAUUAUUGCAUAUAACUGUAUAAAACUGUAUGAAACAAGCUUUAAAUGAUCUUUUUUGGUCUGAAAACAAUUCCAAUAAAACUUAAGACCGACUCAAUUAACUUACAUGAGUGAUUUUAUUUAUUUUAAAUAAAUGUCUAACCCCUUCACCCAUGUGGUUCUAACCUUCACAGACUCCAUAAUCUCGAACCUGAGGGCCAAACAGGGUCAAAAUUUCACCAAAAAUCAUUUGGAAAUUCAAAAAAGAUAAAAAGAUAAGUUUAAAGGCAAUCUGAGAUAGAAAAAUGUAUUUUAUUUUUAUUUUUUUAUUCUAUUUUAUUUAUUAGUUCAAAAGAUCAGAGCAUGAUAUUAAAAAUAGAAAAAUAAUGCUUUCAAAGAGCAAACACAUGAGGAGAACAUUGAAAUCAGGUUUAAAAACUCAAAAUAUAACUCAACAUUUAAAAUUGGAAUCUAAACUAUAAAAAUGACAUAAAUCUAAAUACUGAGUUGAACAAAAUCAAGGCACGAAAUAAAAAAUCCAAUCAUGUUUGACUUGUAAUCUUGAAAUGCAAAAUUGAAAACAUGAAAUAAAACACCAAAUAUCUUUCCCCAUAUUCUUGACUAUUUAUCAAAUCUUCCUUACUCUUUAAUUUCCCAGAUUUUCGUGGCUUAUUGAGAACAUUUUGAAUAACGCUGCUAAAGUUUACAUUAUUAUACUGGAAGAAAUCUGCAGACUUCAUACUGGUGAGCCAAUAAUGAAACAAAUAUGAUCUUGUGGGCCAGAUAUAAUUGUUCCAUGUGCCAGAUCUGUGCCCUAAAUUGAUGUUCAUCUCCUAAAUAUUUGGUCACAUGAUCAAUUUCUUUUACCAUUUCCAAGCAACAGGGGGUGGCUCAGCUUACCCCACUCUCCCCUACAAUGAUAGCAUCAAAAAACUGAAUCAAGUUUCUUGCAUAUGUGGGCACAAUCCUUACUUCUAAAGGUAAAUCCAGGUCUAAUGUCAUUACGAUAAAAACAGUGACCUAAGACCACCUCCUAGUGGAUCAACACAGAUUUACAGCAUUUUUUUUAUUGGGCGGUCCUUCCACUCCCUUUGGCUCCUCCCCAUCUAUAGUGAGGGCCCUGACGUAGGCAUUCGAGGGUAGCAACAGUUGCCUCGAGACCCCCUCGCGCCAUAGUGACUGUAGCCGUGGAUACAGUUACUUACCAACGGGCGCAACACUCAGCAACAGCAGCAGCAUCUGGAAGUCACUGAGCGAGUGGGAGAGAGCAGAACUUUUCUCAAAUCAAAGGUGACUAUGAUUUUUCGAAAAAGUUCAGGCGUUGAGUGAAUCACGAAAGGGAGAAAAACUGCUUGUGUAUCGAAGGCUUUGGUGGCAGCGUUGGUUAUUUUCCACGACAGAACUUUCCCUUCUUUGUGAGAGCGGCUCUGUCUCUCUCUCUCUCUCUCUCUCCGUUCACUGAUACUCACUAACUACUGACAGCACUUUCUUGCACUAGGGAAAAAAGGGCAUGACUUCAGCCGUUGGUGUCCUCUUUUUACGCCGCUUUCUUCUACUUUCUUCCAGCCGUUUCUGCUCCAGAUUAAUCCGACAUCACUUCACACUUGUUGCUGCGUUGUGUAGUGGUUGCUCAGUCCCAGUAGGAUGGAUGGUUUCAGGCUACCAGUCAUGCUAUCGCUAAUGCUAACUUUGGGGACCUGGAGCGAUGAGUUCGGGUUCAGCCUUGAGGUCACUGGAUUGUUUGGGUUGUCAGCUUCGAGUCCGUCUUUGUUGUCACUGUUUAGACAAAGUGAUUUUUUUUUAAUGUAAGGUGGACGUGAAAGUGUUUAAGCAGGUGGGUAAGCUAGCUAGCGUUAGCAACGUUAUUCCUGUUGCUCAAACUGUUUGCUACGCCCGUAAACUCUGAAGGAGGUCUUUCAUGUUGGCAAGCACUUAAUCCGAGCCUCUGGGUUGAUUAUUUGCCCUGUCGUAAUCCCUCAUCAGAGCAAUGAUGAAUUAACAGAGCAGAAGGGUAAUUUAUAAAGUUAUACAGACGACCUUACUCUGUCACAACUGUGCCAAACGCGGUGCAAACACUGACUCUUUUCUUCUUCUUCAGGAGUUAAGUAACUUGUUAAAGAUACACGGAUUUUUAUGUCUGCAUCAACGUUUGUUUUCAAAAUAGAAAAAAAAGUUUAUUUUUCUCAAACUUGUGUGAUUUCCAUAUUCAGAAGCAGCUUGAAUAACAGGAUAAGUUGCAGCUAGAUGGUGCUAUGACGGUUCUCUUAUUCUGCUCUGUUGUGUCUGUACAGUCGAGUGAGAUGAAAGAUUAAAAGUUAUAGUUUUUAUGUGCUGUCAGAUCAGAUAUACCUGUUGAGCUUCACACUGACCAAUUAUAACAUAAUGAACACCUGGGUGGUCUAAUCCAAUACAAUACAACAGCUCUACUACAAGAUUCACCUUCAGGAAGCCUCUAAAUUUUCAGUUUUUUGAUGAUUGUUGUGAUGAUUAUUAUUAAAGAUAUGGUGGUGUGCUAAAGAGGGUUACAUUCAAAUAUGCCCCACAUAUUUUGUUCAGAUCAUUAACAAACAUAUGAGAGCAAAAUAUUAGGAACACCUUUCAGCGUGCAUCCAAGUCACCACCCACCAAUCAAUUUAAAAGAACAGUAAAAACCCGUCCGACCAUGUCAACAACAACUAAAAAUACAGACGCUUCGUAGAGGGAGAAUUCAUUGUUCAUUUCAUAGUUAUGUUAUUUCCUUGUUUGAAUUCAUAGUUAUUAAAAAUGGUGGUGGUGUACUAUAGAGGGUUACAUUCAAAUAUGCCCCACAUAUUUUGUUUGGAUCAUUAACAAACAUAUAAGAGCAAAAUAUUAGGAACACCUUUCAGCGUGCAUCCAAGUCACCACCCACCAAUCAAUUUAAAGAACAGUAAAAACCUGUCCGACCAUGUCAACGAAUUAAAAAUACAGACGCUUCGUAGAGGGAGAAUUCAUUCUUGGGAUGUUGUGAUGGGUUGUAUCGGAUUUCCGAGGUGUUUAUGUUGAUUUAUUAAUUCAGUCAAACAACAAAUAAAUAACCAUGGAUCCACUGAUGCUGUGCAUGCUGAACAGAUUCAGGAGCAAAUAAUCGCUGUUGGUGAAGUUGUUCUCAGUGUCACUGCUUUAUAUUUCAGAUAGCAGGUCUCAUUGGGUUGCUGUUUGACCUUUAUGCCAGAGUUACAGUAGCAAUCCGUUCUUUAGCAAUAAUGAGAAACAGGGAGAGGUAGACCCCUUUUGUAAUUUUUAAGUCCUUAUUUCAUCUGUUUUACAAUGUUUGGCACGUUUGCCCUCUAUUCAUGCUCUGUGUCUUAUUUUGUCCCCUGAGAAACAUUACUUGUAAUGAACUAGUAUGUUUGCGGAGACAGCUGUCAGGUACUCUGUCAUUUGUAAUGUCAUAUGCUGUUGUUGUGCAUCAGUCACUGCAGCAUAAAAAUGUCUGUUUUCAGAGCACCGUCUAUUCAUACUCAAGGCUUAUGAAUUGAGUAAUAAUCUGCAAAAAGUAUGGUUAUGUGAAGUGAUCUUUUUUUUUUUUUCAAAGAAGAAAGCUCAACAAUGAAUUUCAGCAGAUAGUUUUUGAUUGAUGUGAGCCAGUAUCUAUUUUCUAUAAGUCAACAAAGAAGGUCAGUGUAUGGCUUUAUUGAUAUUGGAUAUUUAUUGAUAUAAAUAUAAUUAAUAAUGUAUAGUGAAUUAAAAUGUAAUGGUCAGGCUGCUUGUGGUGAGACUUAACAGAAGACUUAUCUGGUUUUGUUCAAGCUUCAGAGACUUGACUCUGAUUAUUUGGACGACUGCGUACAGCUACAAAGAAAUUAUUGAGAUGACUGUGCUAAAACUCUGUGUGUAACCCCAACAAACCCCACCCAGCCCCCCCAAUUCAAGCCUGACACUGUUAUGUUUACAUGGCAACUUGAUACACAAAUACACCCAAGUCAUGGAAAGAAAGAGGACGGAGUGGGCCAGGGGGCGAAAUGCUAUUCUUUAAAAGUCAGGGUUUUUAAUCGGGUUAUUUUCAUCUCCGUCUUUGUGGUUGGGGUGCAUAGCUUUGGCUUGUAGAGGCAGGUCAAAAAGAAAUGGCCCUCAAAAAGAAGAUUUAAACAGAGUGGGGAGCAGUUGGUGAGAAAAGUAGAAAUUUCCUACUCUCAAAAUAAUCAGGUUUUUAAAGAGGAGGUAGAUAAAACUUUUUCUCCCAUAGUUUUAUCAUCUCCUCGUUGAAAUCAUUCUGUAUUUUAUUUUUAACUGACCUUACUUGUGAUAUGAUUUACAGAAAAUAUGUCCCUUCUUUGAAUCUUACUCCAUUUCCUCUGUGGCUCUUGUUGAGCCAUCUCUCGGGUUGCUUGUUUGAUCGUGCACAGCCGUGUCUGCUGUUGCCAGCGUGCCAUUUUGAGAUUUUAAUGGACCCAUGUGUGUAGUACAGUUCAGCUAUCAAUAGGACAGCUGCAGUGGUCUCUUAGGCAGCGGGCGACCUGACACAGCUUUUGGUCACAUGUCCUGUGAGUGUGUGUGCACCUUCAUAAGUGUGCGGUGUGGAUGUGUUUGUGUAUGUGUGUUUGCUCAUGCUGUAUUUAGCUUAUCUUGAUGAGGCCUAGGUUUGCCUCAGGGAGAAAUUCUCAAUCCAAUGGCCUGCUACAGAUAUAGAUGUGGACUCAGCCGCUGCCAUCAGUUUUGUUGCUGCAGUUUGCAGUUGAUCAUAUCUGUGCAGAGUUGCAUUAACCUCCUGCUGUGCUAACUGAACUGCCUGCCUUUUGCUCUUUUUUAUUGUUAGAUUAACACUGAUUUAAUGACUUAUCCCAUAACUCCAGUCAAAGGCAUGUCAGGAAAUCAUUGAGCAAAGCAGAGGAACUGAGAGGAGAAUGCCUUGUGGGGCUUGUUAAGUGAAAAAUAAUGGCCCCAUUUGUGCACAUGAAAUGUUUCAGUUUCAUAAUCUUCCUAAUUCAUUUAUUUGUGAAAGGCUUUUCACCUUAAGUGAUGUGCUUUCCCAGUUUUAUAAGAAUCUGUUGAAAGGAAAAUAGUUUAAGAGUCCUUGUGAAACUCACAUCAAGUCAUCCAGCUACAAAGGGUUUGGAAAUCAUCAUAGGCCCACGCUGCUAGGAUACAAAAAGAAAACAAAUCUUGUCAUAUACCAGAAAAAAUGUUGCCACUGAUUGGCCCUCGCCUGGUGGCAACAAGUUGAAACUCGUUGUGAAAUGAAAUGUUUUUCAGUCCGUCUCUUCCGCCUGUGUGAGUGUGUCAUCAGGAGCAUUCUUAACAUUCCACCUGUUUGUAUCGCGGCUACACAACUGCUAAUUAAAUUUCCUGCCACAAACAGCAGACACGGCAGUGACAUUUGCAUCACAAUAACUGACCCCCCUCCUCUCUCUUUUCAGGCAGGGAUAGUAGCGGCCCCCACUCUCCCCCAGCACUUUUCCUUUCUAUUGUAGAGUUUAGACUAUUUUGUUAAGAGAUGUUUAUUUGGCUUAAAACAGGACUUCUGUCAGUGAAAACCUGCUACAAACUAAUUAGUAGAACCAUGACUAGGACCUAAAUAGAGCUAGAUGGGAGCAGAUUAGCAAACAUCUUGACUCCGACUGUAAUUUUGAAUGUAAUUUGCUUGGUCUGCAACACAACUUUGCAGAAACACUUUAUUCGGGAGCCUUGGCAAGGAACAGGAGCAGAAAAUGUGAUUUAACAGGUGGAAACAAUCCUGUUCCAGUCUCACCGUGGUUUACCUUGAAGUGCAACCCGAUCCUGAUCUUUGAGAAUCCUCUUGUCUCACUCAUUAGCUUUAAAAGAGAGCAAAUGUUAAUGUGGCAUUGUUUAAUAAAAUGGAGGGGCAGCUUAAAAACAGCAUUGUAUGUCAAUCAUUUCUUCUUCUAAGAAUUAAGUGUGCUGCAAUUUUCAUCCAGGGCAGCACAGAUUAGUGGGAUCUAAUCUAGAUUUACAAUGUAGGUAGUCUAGAAGGAAAGAAAACUGUUUUAAUAAUAACUGUAAAAAAUCAUUACAAAGCCUACAAAACAUAACCAGAUGUAGGGAUAUAUUGGAUUUUCGCAGUAGUAGAAUUUACCGGUUACUCUUUUGUGGCGGUCUGUUUAUUAAAUAACUAACCCAUCAUAAAUGAUAAAUGUAAUCUGUCUCAAAUAUAGACAUUUGCUAACAAUGAAACAUUUAAAAAUCACAUCAAUCCACUGGACAGUGAGACACAACAUGGUAACAAGAUUUAUGCAUAAUAGUGAUUGUUAAUGAUCAGCGGAUAGUAUUGAAUGCUGCUGAGGUUACUUCACUAAUUUUUCCUGUUUCUCCAACCACUGGAUUUUUUUGUCUGAAGAGAGGAACACUUUAAAUCUAGACUCACUGUUAAAAACAUGAACACUGCGGCUUUAGAAAGAACAAUUUGGCCUGAAAUAACCCCACAAAUAUACCUAUUUGAUGCAGGCUUCUGUAUUGAUAUUGGGUUACAUUGAAUCACCAAUACUAUUUUAUGUCAAAGAAGUAAAAGAUUCUUGACUCUUAGUUUGAUAGCCUGGCACUGUAUGAAUAACAACAACUGGGAUCUGUCUCAAUAUUUCCAGCAUUAACUGAUGACUCAUUGUUUGUGUCAAGUAGUGCUUGUGAAAGCAUAUUGUAAGUACAGUGUAGUGUCAAUGUUGUAUCUUUGCGGAGUGAGUCCUUGCCAAGAAGGCCGACUCCUUCAGUGCAGCAAACAGCUUAUCUCAGGUUCAUCGGUCAAGCUGCCAGCUUUUAAGGUAUUCUCAGCAGAAUGUGGUUUUCCAGGGAAAUAGAAGUCUGAGGGUUGGAGGUUGGAUCAUAGGAGCACACCUGUUUAAGACAGCAAGUGGAAGUAGAUCUAAAGAAUAUAAGCGUGAGCACUCUUGCUCAGAUGCAAGUCUGGGCUAGGUCUAGAAAUUGGUGUUAGUGAUUGGCUCUGAUUAAAUGAGCCACUGUGUGAAAACAUCGAAGAGACAGCAGUAUGCCUCAGGCACAGAGGUUAUAUUUGCAGUUCUUCCUGUUUGAUAUUAAGCAGGAUUUCUUAUGAACAUAAGAUUAUCGGGAAUAGCAGGCUGUGGGUAGGGCACCAGUGAUAAAUACUUGAUCUCAGUCCAAGACCCUAUUAGAUCCUGGAUGUCAAAAAGGAACAGUUUUUGAAUAUUUCUUACCAUGACCCUAAAUGCUCUAUUUCACCUCAAAAUAAACUGAUUUUAUUCAUUUCCGUUUGAUUGGAUUUUUGUGGAAUGUGCGGGCAUCAUAAGGGAAGGUGUGCUCACUUCACCCUGUCGAAUUUUGUUAAAGAUAUCAGAGCCGUAGGAGGUUCUUAACAGAAGUAGUUUUUGUUUCUUAGUUUGAACCAAUCAUUGACAUUAUCGUGGGGAAAUGACAAAACAGAUCGGAUUAUAAAAUAACUGAGCAUUUCCCUUCCCCUUUAACUUUCAAGCACUGAUCAUGAUCAAUGAGCUGUUGACUCUGGUAAAGUGGUCUCGAUUGUAUCAACAGUAUGGCAUCAUUUGGACACGACGGACAGAUAACUGCGAAACGGAGACACCCACACGUAUGACCACAGUCCAAUUACAUCCCCAGUUGUGAUCAUCUGCCCACCCAUUUCCUAUUAUUGUUGUUGUUUUCCUGGUUGAAUCUCUCAAAAGGAGAUUUUCAGUGUUAAAGAUGAGGGCUGGCUGUGGGUUGAUGGGGGGACAGUGGAAAUCUGGAAAGGGUUAGAAGAGGUAGGGCGGGAAGAGGGGGGACUGGCGGAUGUUGCUAGUGUAGAGCACUGGCGACCACACAAUCUCCAUGGCAACCGUUUGAUCUCCCCUCUCUGAGGCUGUCGGGCCUGCAUCGCACAUGGUGACAGAGUGGACAGGUUUUGCUGAUGACCAGGGGUGGAGAGGGGAAGGAGGGGGCGCUUGGAUCAGAGACAGUGGUCAGUGCCUCUUGUUUCAGCUCUCUCUCUCUCUUUCUCGCUCUCUCUCUCUCUCUCUCACCCCUCUUAAACUCUGCCAUCUGCAGACCCCGAGAGCUGCUUUGAUUGGAUUAGCCAUGAAUUAAUGAGACAGGCUUGAAGAACAGCCUCUGUUGUGGAAAUCUCUUAUCAUAUCUUAAUUCGCUCUUUGUGUGAGCGCGUGUGCCUGUGUGAUCCUAUAGGUUUCUUUUAAUGAAAUCAAAGAAAAAAGGGCUACUGCCUUUUUUUUCAGACCUGCAAAUGAAAUUGGAUUUGCUUUGGAAAAUCUCAAACGGGGAAGACACGCUGAAGCUUCAACAGAGACCUGUUGCUCCUCUUGGUACAUGUAUCGAUACAACUACACAGUGAUGAACAGAUUUCCUGAGUGUACCUCAAAAACACUAUAUGAUUUCCUCAGUCUUGAGUUGUUUUACUUUAUAGUAACAUAAGCACUGCUGUUACCAAGUGGCUUUAUCAUCACCUUUACUCAGGAAGCUUUAGGACUCGUCUUGCACUUUUGAGUGUUGUUUUUGGGUGGCAGGACCAUAAAACGGCUUUGAACAAUGGACUGUUGUGUCUCAUAUGACUUAAACAUUCUUUCCUCUUUUUAGCACCAAGUAGUUAGAAAAACAGAGCACUUCAGUCUGUCCUCCUAAAUCAAGUCUGAACCAGCGAAAAGUCUGUACAUUUUUACAUAACUCUGCCCCCGUGUUCCCUGGUGUCUGGAAUUAUUAGCUUACAUAGUAUUUAUUGUUGUAAGUUUCUACUUAGCGUGAGAUAGAGGGAUCAGGUGGGGGGAUGGCAUUGUUUGGUUUGGGAAGUAUUCUGAUGGUUGCUCAGCAACAAGCUCCUGGAAACGGGAGUGGACGGUGUUGCCACUAGCAACCGUUGUUGCUCUGCAAACAAUGUGGGCUAGUGCAAACAUGAGCCAAGACUGUGGGCUUCUGCUUUUAAUUGAACAUCUGUAUGUGUUUUUCUCUGAUUGAGCCCUGUUUGAGACAGAUCUGUCAGUGACAGAUGUUUAAAGCUCGUCUGCACCCUCAACAUGAUCAACUUAAGUACCACUGACAGUUUCUGAGGCUUUAGGCUUUGAAAUGUUUCCCUUCCUGUUUCUGUUCAGUUUUGAGAAACUCAGGUAACUCUUUCAGGAGGAGCUGCGGUUGUAAUGUUGUUAAGCACUUGUCUGGGAUUUGGGUAAAUGAAAACAGGCUUACUGAACUGCCAUGAAAAGUGAUUUGUGUCUGUCUGUCUGUGUGUGUGAAGUUGUCUCCGAGUUGGAGUCGGAAAGGUUUGGGUUUUGAACAGCAGCCCGGCGUCCACAGAAGCAGUUUUGCAGCAGUGUGCUAUGUCUCCUGCUGUGGUCUACCUUUGUGCCUUUCAGAGCUGCUUGUGGGGAAUGUGUGUGGCUUUUAACCUUCCCUGAACAAGAAGCAGAAAGACUCUGUGUGCACUCUCUCCUGACUUUUCCUACCUAACAAUUCGGCACACUUCACCAUACCUAUUAGAGCUGGCACUUUAAUUGAGCUUUAAUGGAUGAAAAGUAGCCAGUCAGUACUUUCUUAUUCCUCCUCCAUUGCACCACAACACCCGCUCCCCAGAGGUGUGGAGAAGCCCUCGGGCAUCUGUCACUUCCUCUAGUGAAAAAUGACAAGUCUGAAGAUAAAUGAAGGGACUCUUGCAAGUGUAUUUAUAACCUUAGUGACACAACAUAGACAAAUUCCUCUCUGUAGAAAGUUUCUCGAGCACUGCAGCGACUCGUGAAAGGUUCGCUCUGAGUUGGUGCUGUUUUGAUAAAAGUCCCGAGGUACAUGAAAGAAAAAAUCACUUUGUAUGAGAACUUUUCAUAUGAGAAAGUGCCACUUCUGCCCUUUGUUAACAAACACAUUGAAAACCACCCAAGAGAGGUUAAUCGAGGUAAUAAAAUAUAUCCUGUGCUUGGACCAUGUGUGUGUCUGAGGAUUAACACAUAUCAGAAAUUUCAACAUAGGCCUCCUUCACUCAGACUAUUAGUCAUGUAGCCAGAGUAGUGUGUCCUUGCCUGUGGCAAAAUCACAGCACAUGGAAAAUGCCAGUGGUGGCACACCCAAAUCUGUUGUUUUUUUCUGUCUUAAAGGUACACUCUCUGUUUUUUCAGAGGGAAGUUUCAAUAGUGCCUUUAAGACUUUUUUUUUCUAAACUUGAGUGUUUUUGUUGUACAAAGCUUAAAACAAGUGGAAAUCCGAAUUGUUAUUUUAGCAGUCAGCAGAAAACUAUUUUUAGUUCAGGAUAUGUGUAGCAAGGGUAACCCGUUCAGUAUCUUAUCUGUUUUAUUGGAUUAUUUCCUUUUUAAUCGAACAGAUCAAAGGUGUACCCACUUUGUAUUUUCUUUUAGUUUGAUUGCGUAACAGAGAAAGAGGACUGCUGCUGUUUUUGACUUGUCUCUACAGUAAUAAAAAGUGAAAGUGUCUGAUUUCCUGUAAAUCCAUGUAAGGCAGCCUUCAACAAAAUCCUAAUCCUUGUGAGAGAGAAAAAAAGAGAACCACAAAUCUCUACUCUCGAGUCAGGAUUACAGCUAUGUGCAGAAAUCUGGAGGGAAACUUUGGUUUAGUACCAUUUUCUCUUAUUAUCUUCUGCUGUGUGGAGGAACUUCAUGAUUAUAGGUUGCAAGGAUUUGGUGGUAUUGUCCGUGAUAGCUUCAACAUGCUGCGUUUAAUAGCAACAUUUACGGCGGUUUUAUAAAUGAGUGGUUUUCCUCUUGUAUCAUCUGUCUUUAACAUGGCCGCAAAGGAGGAUGGUACUUUUAUUUUGGUGUUUGCACAACAUUUAUGAAGGAAGUCUGGUUUGGUUACCGGUAAAUGUAUUUCCUCUUUCUGUCACCCACUAGGUUUUCUUGAUUCUGACUUAUUUCUCCUUUGACUCACGUGUCUUUUUUUUUUUUUUGUAACAUGUGACUGAAUUAAGAAGACACAUUUUACUCACUAUGGCCAAUGCAAUAGUUUCAUAAAUGUCUUUUUUGGACUGAAUUGACUCAAAUCAAGCAGCCCUGUCAGAAAGUUAUGAUUCAGUUGAAAUAGCACUUCUGCACCUGUUGCUUACUGCCGCCAAAAUCCUAUUUGUGCAAUCUCUUUUAAUAAAGUCAAGUAACAUUUUAGAUCCUGUCGUGUGUUAUUGCUAAUCAUGGUGUGUCUGGAGCAGGUUGCGUCUUGCUUUAAUGCUCCUGAUGAACACCGCUCUCCUGUCAUGCAACUGACUUUUCCUGCUACUCUUGGAUCCCUGCCUUCGACCGAAGCCUGCUCAUCAAUUCAACCCACCCCCCAACUGUGCCGUAUCUCUCUCUCGCUCUCUCCCUUAUUCUAACCCUCCUCCCCCUCACACUCCAAAGUUCCUGUGCAAGAGCUUCAUAAAGGGGGCGAGGGAGGGCGGAGGAGUGAACAGAAGAGGAGAGUAGAGGAGAGGGGGUUGAGUCGGGGGUGGUCGUCAUGGAUUCCUCACCAUAGCAACCGACAAACGUUUACAAAGCAUUGAGGAAUUUCCUCAUAUCAGCUGGAUUAUUGGAGCCCUAUGAGAACAGUUCUGGUUUGAAACAAAUGCUGGAUAUCAUCAGGGUCCUGGCAGGGACCGGAGCCCCACUGCCAUUUUCAUCUUUUUUUUUUUUUUAAAGGAGAGAGUGGGGAAGUUGUUUUUUUAUCUGCUUACUCCCCCUUGCAGGUCCAUUCUUCUCUUGUCCCUGCCUUACUCCCGCUCUUUCCCUUUCUGUCCUUUUUUUUUUUUUGUGAGAGCUUUUGUGUAACUCCAUUUUUAGCUCCCCUUUGCUAUGCUGUGCACAUUGUCACCCAGUGGAAAGCCGAGUGGCAGCGGUGGGUUUGGUCCUCAGGAAGCAGUUCGGUCCUGCUGGUAACUUGAACUCAUGUACUGUAACUUUCCCACCUGGGCCUGAUCUGUCAGCAGGACCUGCAGUAUUGAUGUAAAUCUCUUGGGCUGCUUAUUUUGCUGUUGAUUAAGUCCAAAGGUGAUCCAAGAGCUUUACUGCCUCAGCUCGACUUAAAACAGCCAGGAACCCCCUGAAGGGUGAUGAAUUCACUUAUUGCUUGAAAAGGAAAGGAGUGAGCCAGAGGAGCAUUCAUUAUCAGUUACAGUGUCCACACUUAGAGACCUUAUUAUUUUCUGCCAAACUUUACAACUACUUGUAAAAGUAUUUUUUCCAACUCCCUCCUGCUGAUGUCUGUUUUCUUUUCUCCUUCUUCUUGUCUCCUAAAACCCAGCAUGCAGAGCUCAGAGGGAGGGUCAGACACCACGACCAGCGUGGCAGCGCUGCGGACGUCAUCAUCAGCUCAGGCCCCUGUGGUACAGCCUGUCCCAGCCUCCCAGCAGGUAGGGACUACGUCUUCCCAGCUGUAAUGACAGGACAAAUGUAGAAACGCUGUAAUAAAUGCUCCAUCCUUAUUUCUCUUUUUCAGUUUAGCAUUAAAAUUCUAGUUAUUCAAGAAACCAAGCUUGAUGUGGCGUCCAGAAGGAACACCAGAUCCCUUCCUGGACGCACUCAUAUGUCGUCAAUCCAAUCGAUCACUGAUGAGAAGCCAAGGCUUUGACCCAAUCUCUCUGUCAACAGAUGCCUCCUAUAUCUGUUAACCACACUAGAUUUAGCAUUAAGCACUCCCCUGCCUGUGUACAUCUGCUUUACUUCAGCCGUCUCAGGUUGUAGAAGACAAUGCUUUAAAGAGAACACAUGGAACGCUUUCUAAAAAAAGCCCCUCAAACUUUAUUGUCUGUAAUCAGAGAAGUACCCUGAGAAAAUACCCACUAAAAUCCGUCAGCACUAGCUUAAGUCUUAAGCCUCAAGGGGGGACAUUUGUUUACGUGUUUGGCCGUGUUGUCGACUGUCAUGUGUUUACAAUGUCGUGUAUGUGUGUGAUUGUGUGUGCAUACCCAUGUAAUUGAGUUAUGUCUUGUAUCCACACAGAGGGUGCUGGUUCAGGCCACAGGCUCAGCUCAGAAGGGAGGACAAGUACAGCAGCAUUCAGUACCCAGGGUUCAACAGGUCCCUCAGCAGGUACACAGUACUAUACAUACUUGUACAGUGCUGUGAACAUAUUUGUACACCCCUUGAGAAUAAAAGUAAUUCAUAAGUUCCCUUUACUGAGCAUGUUAUAUUUUUCAAUAAUGCAACACCAGCAGUGGUUUUGUUUCUAUGAAUCCAAAUCAGCAGAGUCUGUUAUUACAGAGGGCGAAACCUUCUUUGAUCCUGGAGCCUUUUUUAACUUUAAAAGAUAAAUAAACUGGAAAAAAAAAACACAUUCUUGGUAAAAUUAAGUUUUAAGUCUGGGGUGUUGAUGUUUAGCCUUUGAUUAGUAUGUUUUAAACGAUGAAUAAUGAUGUCAGACAUGGCUCCCUACUUAAUUCACUAAUAGCUGCUCAUCUAGGGCGUGUGCCAAAUAUUUCCCUCCGCUCCUCUCAAGUGUUAAAAAAUAUCUUUCUGUGGCUGAGCCUGGCCCACUGCCUCCAUACAUGAGUGUCAUAAAAAGAUCUGUAAAAGCUGUGUGAAUUAUCUGAUAAACACUAGACUUGGUUGGUUAUUGAAUGGUGGUUAUAUAGUGUAUAUUUUGAAAUCUAAGCUUUUAUUAUAAUGUGUUGUAUUGUAUGUGAUGUAAAUUUUGAGCCAAGAACAAUGAUUCUUGGGGACUUGAACCAGAUCCCAACACAAAUCUGUGUGAUGAUGUCUAGUUUCUAACAGUGACUGGAAGCAGACCUGACUGUCUGCUGUUACCUCAUCUCAUUAAUCCGGGCCGUAGCAGACCUCAGCAUCAUCUAACAGUAGAUGGACGAUUAAUGUACCUCUCUUUAACAUUCUCGAGCGUCACCAUUGCAAACAUUACAGGCUGUGAUGUUUGUUCAAAUGUGCUUGACUGUAUUAAACCAUGAUCCAGUUAAAAAUAAUUCAGCUUUUCAUGAGAUCUUACAUUUCUACCUCAAUGUGGGAACUGUUCCCUUUUAAGAACUCGCAUGAAUAAUGUAAGUCAGUUCACUGUAAAGAACUUUGACUAGAAGUUUUCCAAGAAUAGAAGCAAAAAUAACAAGUUUUCCUUCUUCCUGUUUGUCUCUUUGUACACAGGUGCAACAGGUGCAACAUGUUUACCCAUCCCAGGUCCAAUAUGUAGGAGAGAGUGGAGAGGCUGUUUACACUAAUGGAACUAUGUAAGCCAAUGUAUAUUACACUGUUUACAAAGCUGAAUUUGUGUAGUUCAUGUAUUUUUGAUGUUUAAAAAAAAUUAUUGAAGAAAGGUAGUAUAGCCAAAAAGAUACAAACGCAUAAAUAUGAUAACUUUGACUCACAUUUCUAGAUUAACAUUGUUUGGUCUACACAUAUUUAUCCUUUUUCCAUUAUUUGUGUGUCAUUAAACUUGAAUUUACCACAGUAAAAAAGGAGCUGAAGUGCUUAAAAUGUACAUAUUUUGUGCUUUUAAAACCACACAGACACAGCACCAUGCAUGAAAUUAUGCUCCACUUUGAAAUCAUUGUUGUUCAGUUGAAUUAUGUAUGAAUCAGUACUGAAUAAAUAGCCUAAUGACAGUCCACUUUACUCAUCAUUUCACUGCUUUUAAAGUGUCUCAAAUCAAAAUCUUCUAAUAAAGCUAAAGUGUUCUCAAAAUGUUUGAUUCAACUCUGGCAAUACUGAGUAUUUCACAUCACACCAUCAGUUCUACAGGUGUGUAUGAAAACAGCUUCAGUUUAACACAGAGGAAAACUGUAAAGCAUCGCCUUGAACAACAUUACUGUAUGUUAAUUACGAUAAUCUCUCCACAGUCGGACUGCUUACUCCUACAACCCCGACACUCAGCUGUACGGGCAGAGCGGCGUAGGAACCUACUUUGACUCACAGGCCGGCGGAGCUCAUGUCACCACCGUGGUCUCCUCUGCCAGCGGCGGGGUGCCCUCUCACGGCAUGGUGGGCAUCGCAAUGGACGUGGGCAGCAGUCACAUCAUCUCCAGCGGGAGCACCUACCUGAUCCAUGGAGGAAACAUGGAAGGCAGCCGCAACCACAUAUCACAUUCAUCACGCUCCUCCUCAGCUAUGGUGAGCUACACUUGGACUGGCGUUUAUGUGAUACUCUGGAGAACCUCUUUGAGUAGGAUGAGAUCAUUUGGCCUGCAACAUAUGGAACAAGAGUUUUUUAGUUUCUACAGACAGAAGAUGACUUCUCCAGUAUACUCUGAGAAACUGUUUUGCUAAAUUUAGGGAGUCACAAUUCAGGGUUUGAAUCUUUUAAAGUUCAUGCAUAAGUUGUACCUACUAACUCAGUAGAUGUGGCUAUCUGAGCAGAGAUCCCCUCUCCCACAAAGUGUAGGGAGAUGCAAACAAGUGCUAGCUGUCAUCACUGCUACCCGAGCCUGUGUCCAGACUGUCCAUGCUGUGGGACAGGCUUUAAAUUUAGGGAGAGACAUGCAGUGUGUACAGCAACCUGAGUUGGGGGCCUCCCAGCUCUGCUGUAACACACAGGGAACAGAGUGCCCGCAGAAUCGGGACACUGGCUUAAAUAAUUCAGCACUGCCUUGUUUCAGAGGUUUUCACAGGCACUUGAGCGCCCUGUAAAACAAAGCAACCCCUGGGGCUCAUUACCAUUUGGCCAUGAGCCCUCGGGAGCCUUCUUAAGGCUUGGAUCGCUGCCUGCCUCUUUUUCCUUUUCUUCUGCGUCUCCAGUUUGGCUGCAACACCACAUAUCUUUUUCUUUUUUGACUUGAUUUUCCUCCACAGCUCAGCAGAACGGCCCUGGUUUUGUCGUUCUCUUUGCCGGCCAGUUGGACUCGAUAUACUUCUGUUGUCCAAGACUGACUAAUAUGCCAGUGUAUUUAAGACCAUGACACUGUUGCUAAUAGCAGAGUAAAAACUUUCUAUGUUAUAUUUUCACAUGUUCAAAUUUUACUUCUCUAUAUCUAUUAUUGAUCAGUUUAGCGGUAGGGCUGAGGUGGGGUUAGGCUGACCUCAGAGUCUCCAGACUUGACGUGACCUGUGCCCCUGUUUGUAGAUCCUAUUUGCAUACAUCAGAGUGUCUGACAGCAAACUUUCACUGAGCAGCUUAACCCUAUGAAUCCCUUGAUUUGCAUGCUUUUGUCAGCCGAUAAUGGAUUUGGCUGCAACACUGACUGAUUUUAAUGGAAAUGCAAAGAUCUGGCUGCCUGCUAACAGUCUUAUUUCCUUUUAUUUUUGUCUCUGUGGUUUUUUUGUUUUGUUUUUUGUUUUGUUAUAUUCUCCUGCUUACGUCUUUCUCUCUCUCUCUCUCUUUUUUUUUCAUCCCUCUCACCCUCUUGCCUCCUCCCUCUUCUGUGUCCACUUUUUUGCAUGCCUCCUCUGUCUUUAGCUUGAAAUGGCGAUUGAAAACCUCCAAAAGUCUGAAGGAAUUGCAAGUCACAAAAGCAGCCUGCUCAACAGCCAUGUAAGUCAACCGGGAACUUUCUUCGUAAAGGACACUAGAAAGAAAAAAAAAUUGAAAAUCAAAAGUUGAACUGAUGGAAAGAUGUUAAACUUGUGCUUUGCAAAGUUUAACACACUUCCUACUCUGCUGGCUUUGUCUACCUGCUGUGCUGUCACAAUGCUGCGCUUUGUUGCCUCAAUAAGUUUCCCUCCUUGAUCUUAACAUUUCAUUGGCUGUUCCCCUUUUUGCUUAAACGCACAUCUUCAGUAUAUUUCUUAACACUCUGCAUGGACUUUUGUGAAUGAUUUCCCUGACUUCUGUUUGGUUGACCCCUGACUCCUUUAGACCAAGACAUGACACUAAUGUCCAAAAACCUGAAUGCAUUUUGCUGUGUAGAUUCUCUCCCUACACUCCAACUCUAUAAUCUCCUCUGUCAUCACACAGUUAUCACACGGCUCAUAAGAAUACUUCAUAAGUACCUGAUUUGCAUCUGGUAUUUUAAGCUUUUUAUGUAAAUUCUUUAUGAUUGUGCUGCUACAGAGAGAACUCUGACUUAUCCGAGAUUCAUCAGAUGGAAUAAAGAGCUCUUCAAAAGUUUAAUCAACCUUUUUUUAUGCUGUAGUUACUGACCGUUUAAGUCAAAUGUAAAAAAAAUAAAGUUUAAAUGUAGCCACAGUAGGAGUUUGAAGGAGCUGCAAUGCCUGUCUGAUGUUUAACCUCAUGAAGUAUAAAGUCAUUUCAUGUGUGUUGUGACUCUUGACGUGAUAACAGGAGGCUGUACUCGUCCUGAUUUCUUUCAAGGUUGACUAUGUUUACAGACUGAUUGUCAGACUGUUUCUCCUUCUGUGUGCUUUUAGCUGCAGUGGCUGCUGGAUAACUACGAGACAGCGGAGGGAGUGAGCCUGCCCCGCUGCUCCCUGUACAACCAUUACCUGCGGCACUGUCAGGAACAGAAGCUAGAUCCGGUCAACGCAGCCUCCUUUGGCAAGCUCAUCCGCUCUGUCUUCAUGGGCCUGAGGACCCGCCGCCUCGGCACCAGGUACAAACAGGAGGAAGUUGUUGCUGAUGCCGAUAACAGUAAUCAUGUAACAGUUAUAGAUGUGAUGAGCGUGAUGGAGCUCAUAGGCAUUGGAGUCUCGCUGAUGGAAGAGGAUAAUGAUAGUGAUUACACUGAUGGAAAAUCUGCUCCUCCUCACUUGUUUCUGGCUUGUCUCUCACUGAUUCUACUAGAGGCAACUCUAAGUAUCAUUACUACGGCAUCCGGGUGAAGCCAGACUCUCCGCUCAACCGGCUGCAGGAAGACACACAGUACAUGGCCAUGAGGCAGCAGCCAGUCCACCAGAAACAGAGGUCAGCACUCUCUCCCACACAUGUGCUCCAUUGUUUUCCUCUCAACAUGAAGACGUUUUCCAGUUUCUUUAAGUUUUUUUCUUGUAGCUUCAGGUUCUGAUUUAUACUUACUAAACUGAGGCAAACUGUUUGCAUGGACUGACAUCUAUUACACAAGAAAAAUGUUAUUUUCCUCACAUGAAGUUCUCUUUGCUUUGACUGAAGUUGUAUUAACCUUUGCACUUUUUUUAUGAGAAUGAAAACCAGAAUAGCCCAAGCCAUUAACAGUUCUUUGGUCCUUAACCCUUCCUUCUUGGUUCUUUUUAAUCCAGCUAAUAUCCGUGUCUCUUAACUGUGUCCAUAGGUUCAAACCUCUGCAGAAGGUGGACGGCAUGUCUGACAGCCUGUGUGGGAGCUCUCAGCACUGUAACAGCACUCCAGAGCAGUCUGUGGCCGCUCAGAGCCAACAUCACCAGCAGUACAUAGGUGAACUAUCCCCACCUCUUUUUUUCAUUUAAUCUAAAUCUUUCAAGACAGUGUUAGUUUUUCUCUCAGCAGCCAAUCAAAUUAAAACACACAUUGUAAAGUCAUUCAAAGAUGAUCAGAUUGGUCAAAUUAACCUUAGUUAAAGGAAAUGUGUUUUUGUGUUGACAUGUACUUAAUGAUCCGCCCACACUGUGUUCUGUCCCGUGGCCUCUCUUUGUGUGUGUGAGUGUGUGUUUGUGUGAGUAAUAUGAGUGACACCUGUCUCUAUUUUUGCUUUGAAAUGUAUGCAGAUACGUCUCACUCCUUGCCCCCUUUCCCAUCACCUGACUUGGGCACCCAGCCGCUGCCUGAGCGCAUCAACAUGAAUGACAUCAAGAAGCUGCAGACGCUCUACAGAGACCACUGUGAGGUACAUCAUAUCCCAGUACCACUCUCUUUUAUUACACCCGAAUGAGCUUAGGAAGGUUUAGACAAAUAUAUGAUGUCUGCCGGCCUGCCAUGCAGUCCAAUCAAUAUGGUUGUCAUUCAAGCUACUAGAGGUGGGAGAAAAAAAUCGAUACAGCAUAGUAUCGCAAUAUUUUGUCUGAUGAUAUAUCGAAUCAUCCCAUUGACCAGGUACAGAUUUCCCUUCAAAUUAAUUGCUAAUAUGAAGUCAAAUCUAUAAUAAUGGAAAAAAUAAAAUCAACUGUUUGUCCAGUGGGGUUGGCGGAGGUGACAUCAUAGAGUGGGAGAAAGGUAGUACAACAAAUAUAUAUUAGGUUUGCAAGAUGUGCUACAAGAAAAUUAAAAACCGUGUGAAUAACGUUAACAUGAAGGAAAGACAAAUGCUUAAUAAGCUAAACAGCUGGAAAAUGUGUAUGAAUUGCAAUAUAUGGUAAAACAAUACUCACAAAAUAUUUGCAAAAUGUAAAAAAUCGCAAUAAUAUAGUAUUGUGGCCCAAGUAUCGAAAUAAUAUCGUAUCAUGGCCCAAGUAUUGUGAUAACAUCGUAUCGUCACCCAAGUAUCGCAAUAAUAUCAUAUCGUGGGGCCACAAUAAUAUUGUAUCAUGGCUCAAGUAUCAUAAUAAUAUCAUAUCAUGGCCCAAGUAUCGCGAUAAUAUCAUAUCGUGGCCCAAGAAUCACGAUGGCCCAAGUAUCACGAUAAUAUUGUACCGUGGCCCAAGUAUCACGAUAAUAUUGUAUCGUGGCCCCAAGUAUCACGAAAAUAUCGUAUUGUGGCCCAAGUAUCACGAUUAUAUUGUAUCAUGACCCAAGUAUCAUGAUAAUAUCAUAUCACUGCCCAAGUAUCGCGAUAAUAUCAUAUCGUGGCCCAAGUACGCGAUAAUAUCGUAUCGUGGGGCCAUUGUUGAUUCUCACCCCUACAAUCUACACUGACUUUUUGUGGGAUAAGUGAACAAUAUGAAAAAAAAAAAACUUCUUAAAACAGGAGACAGAAUAAAAGUAGUCAACAGGUGGAGCGUCUUUUAUGAAUAUAAUGGAAAACGUACAGUAUGUAGGUGUAAAAAUAACCUUCAAACAUGCUGACAGUGAGAAGUACAGAAAUGAUAUAAGACAUUAAAAUUUGGGGUCUGCACCAGCAGGAGACCGGCUGUGAUUAAAGCAGUGAGGCUCUGGCUUUAUCAUAUUAUCCCUGCCCUCCCCUUGUCCAGUCUCACCACACUCCUUUUGUUCCUGCCGUCUUUUCAUCUCUGUGCAGCUUUCAAGACAUGCCAAUUAACCUUUCAGCGCGAGGGGUGGACAUCUUGGUGUCUUUGUGGUGGCCUCCCCUCGGGCCUUUGUGUCGCCUUGUCUGUGGACAGGCGCAUGGGCUCCUGUCUUUGUCUGCCAGCACAUUUCUGUCACUCUCCCAGCUCUCAUUGAGUUGUGUGUUUAAUGUUUAUGCAUUUUACUUUUUUUCACUCCUUUUCAUGCAGGCCAGUAGUGACCUGUUAACACAUUAGCCAAGACUAAUUGAUAUCUAUCUUAGUUAAAGUUUCAGUAAAGGUAUAAACUGACCGAUGCAAAGACUGUAUUCCUAUAUUUUAACUUUUAUUCACUUUUAUUCGUCUGUUUUCAUAUAAGGGCUAUAAACAGUUCAAGACCCCCUAUCAGGCUUGUAUUUAUUGUUGUCAUGGUAACAACAGCCAAAUAUUCAGACACCAACUGUGCCAUAAAAUUAAUGCUUAAACACAAAUGAGUAGGUGUUUAAUUAAAGUUCUAAGGGUAAUAAAUCACACUAUAAACUAGUGUGUGUGUGCGCUUGUCUGUCUGAGUGUGCAUGUGUCUAUUCUUCUCCACACUUUCUCAUUUUCUUUUUCUUUCUUUCUUUCUUUCUUUUCUUUAAGACAUGUUGUUUUCCCUAUGUCGUAUAAAAACUGGACACAAAAAAGGGAAAAGAAAAAAUACCGCUCUUGUUUGGAGGGAUGGGGAAUUCUCCUUUUUGCUUUGGAGUUCUGUGUUUGACCUGUUGCUCGGGGCGACCAUAAACAAGGUUGCCAUGGCAAUGCCUGGAGAGGAAGCAAAAACAUAUCAUGUGAUUGAAGCCUACACUGCUGUGUAACAAGAUCCAGCAGCAAGUGUACGUCCUGCCAGAUAGAGACAGGAGAGAAUCUCCGAGCGCGGUGUGAAUCGUAUGCUCGCACACCUACAGGCUCGACGCAGAAAAACUCUGACAUGUUGGAAAACAGAAAAUCAGAGGGGUUUGACCUCUGUCUCUGUGGAGUCAGGCCCAUAUGCUCUCAUCACUCUUUACAGCUCUGAUUCUUUCUGUUUUAUUCUGAUAAUUUUGUGCUCGAUUUAUUCAAUCAGCUUCUUUUUGAAACCAGAUUACAUUUCUCUCUCUCUCUGACUGAAGCCUGAAGCCAUUUUUAAUCGUUUUAGAUCUCCGCCUUACCACAGCUUCCUUUUGAGACCUUGCUGUGUGGUUGUGUGUUUGUUUAUACUUUGCUUUCUAAGAGCUUCAUACUUCUGAACAGGAAGGAGGAAGUCACAUGGGUAGUUCAGGUCUGUGCUUUUCAACUUAAAUGAGUCACAUGUAUUAAUCCAGAAUUAUUUGGACAAGUAAAUAAGAGAAAGAGGUAAAAUAACACCUAAAAGACUCCAGAUGAAGCCUGAACGUGUCCUGUAGGAUCCUCCUGAUGAUUAAUGUGCAGGGAGCUGUGUUUGAGCUGGCUCAUUGUCUAACCAGGAGGGCCCACAGUGAGCGAGAGCCUGCCUGUAGAAACUUUGUUGUGUGUCUGGUUGCCAUGGUUCAGCUCUGUAUGUUUUGUCCCCCCAUCCUCCUCCCUCCCUCCCUCUCUCUCUUUUCCCUCCUCUCUUCCCUCCCUCUCACCCCCUCCUCCCCCCUUUUGCUGCUCUCCUGCAGGCCACUUUGGAUGUGGUGAUGAACCUUCAGUUCCACUACAUUGAGAAACUCUGGCAGACCUUUUGGUAUUCAACACCGCCAUCUAGUGACGGCAGCACCACCAUCCCCAACAGGUCAGCUCAGUCAUUCUACUCUGUCGUAUUUCUGCUUCAUGAAGCCUUACAUAUAAAAAGAGUCAAAGUCUAACCCCCUUCUUAUCUGACUGUCUGAACUUAAUGUGCUUGUAACAGUGUACAGUCUUUGCUGAUGUGUAUUUCUUUGUGUCCCUCUGCCUGUGUAGCGAUGAUGACCUGGAGGGUGUGAUUCCCAGAGAGAAGCUGGUAGCUUUGUGUAAAUAUGAACCAGUCAGACUAUGGAUGAGGAGCUGUGAUCACAUCCUGUACCAGGCUCUGGUGGAGAUCCUCAUCCCUGAUGUUCUGCGCCCCGUCCCCAGUUAGUACCUCUGCUUUUUUUAAUAAAUAAAUUAUGAACGAUACCACAGCUUUACUACUGGAUUGUACCGCUUGGCUUUGAAUGUCUCAUAUAUUUUAGUUAUUUUCCAUUUUAACACAUAUUGUACAGUAAACUUUAUAAUGCUCUAUUUUGGGCAUAUGUUCUGCAGAGAUUCUAAGUGAGUAAAUAGUAGGAGUGGGAAAACCGAGAGCAUCAGAAUCAGAGAUGAGCGGCAGCUUCAGAUCAUUGAAAAAUCCAUAAAAGAUCAGGACCAGCUGCUGUUUGAUGUUUUGCAACAGUUAGAUGAAACAAGGAUUUUAUGUUGAUUAACUGAAGGUGAUGUCAUGCAUUUUGAUUCAGUGCCACUUUAAAAAGACAGCUAAAGGGUCGUGUAGUGAAAAGAACUGGGUUUCUAGAGCAUGCCGGGUCAGGUGGAGUCAAUCCAUGCAGAAGAAUGGCUUGAUACUUGACUGGUUUUAGUCUAGAUUGUCCUUCCAUCACCUGGUUUCAGGUCAACUAUCUUACACCAAUAUCCAACAAUAGCUUGCUGUUCUUUGAAACUUACGAAAUAUCAAAAAUCAGUCCUUUUCUGCUCAGUUUUCACCUCAAUCAGCAGUAUUAAGGGAUUUUGCAAUCAGUGCUUACUCAGGACUUCUGUAAUCUUCUGUAUGGUUGACCCCUUUCCUAAACUCGUCUAAUACUUUGGGACUUGAUCCAGAUCUGAUGGUAGUUCAGCCACUUUGUAAUCCAGGCUGUUCUGUUUCUUCAGGCACUCUCACUCAGGCCAUCCGUAACUUUGCCAAGAGUCUGGAGGGCUGGCUGACCAACGCCAUGACCAACUUUCCACAAGAGAUUAUCCGCACCAAGGUAACUAGAGGACAUACAUGGAGAGAGACGGAAUCGAAAUCAUGUUUGGGUGUAAAAAUGUGAAUUAAGAUCCUGAAACGUGAGUCUGGGGAGUUAAUAAUGUGAUCAUUCGUGACAUUUUCAAACACCUCCAACCUUUGCAGUCUCCUGUAGAGUCAUAUGUCACUGCACAGUACCUGCCGCCUCUUCAGUGGUAUUUAACUUAUUGAUUAGAGCGAUGCAAUAAAUAUUAAUCAUGGUUAUGUAGCUACUUAAUAUGAAGCUGACUGAAACCCUUUACGUAACAGCUUUCUGGGAUGGUUUAGGGAGAAUGAGGGUGUCUAAAACUGGGUGCUUAACCCUAACCUGACAUGCUUAGAUUAUUGAAAUCUAAAAUCUAAAAACAUAAAGUGCUUAAUGCUGAGUAUUUCUGCUGUGUCCUCUUGUUCUCUUCAUGAUGUAGGUGGCUGUUGUAAGUGCGUUCGCCCAGACACUGAGACGUUACACCAGUCUGAACCACCUGGCUCAAGCAGCCCGCGCCGUCCUCCAGAACACGUCUCAGAUCAACCAGAUGCUCUCCGAUCUGAACCGCGUCGACUUCGCUAACGUCCAGGUAAAUCUGUCGGAUUGAUUGCUCGGUGAUCUUGCUUUGACACUAACCGGGAGUGUCGCCCACUGUCCAGACGGUGUUGUUAGGUUUCUUGCUGACUGGGUUUGGGUGCGUUUGUUUUGUCGUUUAGGAGCAAGCGUCGUGGGUGUGUCAGUGUGAUGAGAGCGUGGUCCAGCGUCUGGAGCAAGACUUCAAGGUCACCCUGCAACAGCAGAGCUCUCUGGACCAGUGGGCCACCUGGCUCGACAAUGUGGUCUCUCAGGUCCUGAAGCCCCAUCAGGGCAGCCCCAGCUUUCCCAAAGCAGCACGUCAGUUCCUGCUUAAGUGGUCUUUCUACAGGUAUGAGUCUGGUGAUUCCAUCUAUCCUCCUCCCUGUAGCUUCAACUCGGUCUCCAAACAAAACUUCAUGUUGAAUCUGUUUUUGUUUCUGUCUCCCCUGCAGCUCCAUGGUGAUCAGAGACCUGACCCUGCGCAGUGCAGCCAGUUUCGGGUCUUUCCACCUGAUCCGCCUUCUGUAUGAUGAGUAUAUGUUUUACCUGGUGGAACAUCGUGUGGCUCAGGCUACUGGAGAAACCCCUAUUGCUGUCAUGGGAGAGGUAAGAGAGGAGAAGAAGCAGCUACAGUUGUUGAAAACACAUGUUGAGGACGGUGGUGGAAAUAUAAACUCGUCUGUUCUCAUUCACAGUUCAGUGACCUGAGCUCGAUGAUGCCAUCACUCAUGGAGAAGGGUAAGCCUUUAAAGCGAAUACUUCUAGUUUUGGUUGUGUUGGAAUCAUGUUCCUUUUGGUUUUCUGGGACGUUCAAAAAAUCCAGGUCUGUUUAUUUUCUCUUAAAAAACAGCCUCUAAAAAGACAAAACCCUCCAUACAGGAAAAAUAGUUGCUUUAUGUCCUUUCGUAAAGUAGAAAUAAAUGUUUAUUGUCGUUUCACACCGAGCUGUUUCUGUCCCCCUUCCUGCUCUUGACAUUAGCCUGAACUCUCGUCCUCCAUCUCUCUCCCCGAAUCAUUAGACGCAUCCUUCUCUGACGAGAUGAGUGACCUAGGCAGUGACGCCGAUACCUCCAGAGGGCCGACUGAACCGGCUGUGAAGAGAGAGAGGAUUGAAAUGAGUCACCCUCUGCAGGAGAUGGGAGUCUGA